UAGAACAGCCAGCCUGAGGAAGAGCCCUGUGUGCCCCUGAAGCUUGCAGGCUGCAGACGAACCACUGGCUGGUUCUCAGGAAGGGCAAAGCCUCUUUUCCCCUUUCCUCGUCUUCAUGCUGAUACUUUGUCUUGCCUGGUUAAUUUUUCCCUGGUUCCCUUUGGUCGGUGUGGCUCGUUCCAAUUCUCUUAUUUCUUUUGAUUGUUUUAAAAAUGGGGCCAUCAUGGUAUAUUGGCUUUAUUCCAAAGUUUUAAAAAAAUAUUUAAUUAUGACUAUUUUUAGAUCAAGAUGGGUAGCUGCGGCAGAAAAGGGCGAGAGUCCAGUAGCGUCUAGAAGACUCACGAAGCUGGUGGUAAGGCAGGAGAGCGUUCGUGAGCCGCACACAGCACCCACCUCCGGAUCCGAAGCGGCAGAGGCGCAGCCUCCGAAGAGGCCGGGGUGUGUGUGUGUGUGUGUGCGUGUGCGUGCUUCCCUCUCUCUUGCUUCCAUCCAUCCCCCGCCUGUCUCCGCGGUGGGGCCCCCCAACGUCUCCCCCUUACGCCUCGCCACCGCCCUUAGAGGGCGGCCAGGCGAAGGAGCGAGCGGCUGGCCCGGGGCGGGCUUGGACCCCCGCCGCCUCAGGGGCCGCCAGUCCCGUCCGUCCCCAGCACGGGCCCGGGGCGCCGCCCGCCUCCUCCUCCGCAGCCUGCAGGGGCCGCGUCCCGCUCCGACCCACCCGCCUGGGCGGAGAGGGGCCCCGCGAGGAGGACGGCAGCCUCGAGGGACGGACUUUGCUCGGGGCCCGAGCAGGCCGCCCGCCCGCCCGCCUCGCCUCCCCUUCGCGGCGCCUCCUCCUUAUCCCCCCGCCGGGCAGGCCGGAGCUGGGCGAGCGGCGGCGGCCAUGUCCUUCUGCGCCUUCUCCGGAGGGGAGGCCUACCAGAACCACUUCGAGGCCGGUAUCUACAUUUGUGCCAGAUGUGGUUACGAACUCUUUUCCAGCAAAACAAAAUAUGCUCACUCGUCCCCGUGGCCGGCUUUUACCGAAACCAUCCACAGCAACAGCGUCUCGAAAUAUGAAGAACGCCCAGGAGCCUUAAAGGUGUUGUGUGGCAGGUGUGGUAAUGGUCUGGGCCACGAAUUUCUCAAUGACGGCCCAAAGAACGGCCAGUCUCGCUUCUGAAUAUUCAGCAGCUCUCUCAAGUUCAUCCCUAAAGACAAGGAUAAGAAGAACUUGGGGGUGUAGCCUGCUGUAACCCCUGCACAUAGAUACCGUGACUCCAGGGCAACCCACUGGCUCUUCUGCUCGGGCGAGGAAUAUUUUUAAAGGCCGAAAGGAUGGGAAGCAGGUGAUGCCACGCCCUCAGCAGAGCAAGUGCACCCACCUCCUGUUUCCGUCUUGACCUCAUCUCAGACUGCGCCCCACUUCGCUCUCUUCUUUCCAUUGAUGCUCCUCCUCCUUCCUCUCUACCAUUUCUCCAUAAGGCUGGGUCCGGCUCACCAGCAACCAAUGCCCAAGCAGCGUGCCGGCUGUCUCUGGCACAUCAUACCAAGUCAGUGGCCUCUGUUCUGAGCUAUGCUGUAGCCCUGCUGAUUCAGGGCAGGAAUGCUGAAGCCACUGCUAGAGCCAAAGCAGGAUUUCUGAUGCCACAAACGUGUCAAAAGAAUUUCUGUAGGGGUUUGGCCACAAUUCAUUUUCUUGGGCGGCCAUUUUGAAAUGGGAGUGAGAAGUGGUAGGCUGGCACCUCAAACCGCCCCCCCCCCCGGGGCCAGCCUAGCAAGUUCCCUUACUUGAGGUGCUGUUUUCUUCUCAGGUGCCUCUAGAGGUCCCGGUUAUGCUUGCCUCUGGUUACUGACCCCCCACUGUAGUCUGUCAGGAAUAGAAAUGGUUAUCCGAGAAAUUGUUCCCAAGAUCCCUUGCAAAGAAUGUUGGGAGUGUAAUCCCAAACGUUGCCCCUAGGAGCUUCCCUGACCUUGUGCAGGCCCCUGCCCUGUAACUCUUUUGUUCUUUGAGCGGGUCUGCUUUAAGUCUCCUCCCCUCUACGCACCCUCAGAGAGAGUUUCACGGUGUCGCAUGCCACAGGAGGUCCCACAUUGUGCCUCUCUGAAACCGUCUUCUAGAGAGAGCUUCGGGUGGGCAGGUGUGUUGAUCUUCAGUAGAAGAGCGAGAUUCAAGUCCAGUAGCACUUUAAAGGCCAACAAGGUUUCUAGAGUAUAAGCUUUCAGGAAUCAAAGUUCCUUUUGUAGGACUGACAAAGGUAGCUGUGACUUCUGAAAGGUUAUAGCCUGGAAAUCUUGUUGGUCUUUAAGGUGCUACUGGACUCAAUUUUUGCACCUUCUAGAGGCACAGAAGGGUUGCCCCCCUCCCCACUCUACUGGGACGGGCCAUUUUCUGAUGUGGACUCAUAAUAUGAAUUGCCCUUUGUAAAUCUCCUUCUGGAGACCAGGGGUGAGGAAGGACUGGAUGAGCUACGCAGAAAAUGCUCUGGGAACGUUUGUGCUUUGUCGCCAGGCAAUUUUUUUUUCCUGGGCAGGGCUGCAGUGCUUUUAAGAGCUGCCUGGAAUGUAUGAAUUAAGCUGCACCCCAUUUUUCCAUGCCAAGAAAAGCUGCUGUUCCGCUGCUGCCUGUCUGACAGACAAAAAAGAUACAGGAGCCCUUUCAGGGCACUGUGGGGAAGAGUGGGCAACCUGCCAUUUAAUUUUUAGCAUAUAAUAGAAGGUGUGCUGAUAACUUUUUGUGUUUUGGGUUGAGAGCGAGCUGCGCUCCGGUCUGGCAUCUGUUUGUAUCUUUCCAGUGGCUGUAAGGAUCAAUUUUGCACAUUUGUCGCUAGCAGAAACUACAGCAGGGGGGCCAGUUCCCACUUCACAUGUGCCUUCAGGGACUCAGAAGUGGGAACUGGCGUCAGGGGAGUUUGCAGGUCUCACACCUGUACUGAGAACAGUUGAAUGUUUGAAGGCAUCUAUAAAGCCCUGGGGGAGACCCAAGAAUCGCUACUGGGUAUGAGAAACCAGAAGCAUGCCGUUCUUGACCUUUCACAGUUUUUGUGGGAAACAAUCCAUGCUGCCUGGUUUCUGCCUUGGCAGCAUAUUUUCUCUAGAAGGACUCUGGUAUCACUGAACAGAUUGCUCAGGCUUUAGACACCAGCUGUGUACACAACAUUACCUCUUAGUCUUAAAAGGGCUAAUGCAUUUGCCUCACAGUUUCUUCCUCUUUGCCUUAAAUCACGAGCUUUCUUCCAGGGCCUGGAAUGAGGACUUCUUCCAAAACUUGCAUAUCUGUCAGACUUGACACUGUGCAUGUCCACCUAAGUCCACCCUACAGAAGGAAAAAAGAGGUGGUCAGAUGGCAGAAUGUAGAAUUAUUGAGGAGGCAUUUCCUGCGCUACGCAAGCCCAAUUCUUUUCUUCCCCUGUCAUCUCUGGCCUGAACAGCUUUGCAGGCUUUUGAAGCACCUCAGAAACCUGUGGAGCUCAUGAACAGAGAUGGCCAGGCCAUCUUCAGCACUCUUGCCGCAGAAAGCUUGUGACGUCCUCCUGAAGAUGCGUGGGAACUGUAGUUCUGCACAGGGACUGAGGGUUCCCAACAAACUCCAGGAUUGGCUUGAGGGAAGCCAUGACGGUUAAUCCAGCUUUGGUUUGCACAUCAGAUACAUCUGCUGGUUAAUACUGAUUACAAUGUCAUCCGUAUUGUCUGGGAUUUCUUUCUUUCUUUUUUUUUUUUUUUUUGGUCCAUGUUGGGGGGCAUGGGAUCGUCCCCAUGGUGUGAACAGGGGUAAGAAGCAGAGUGGAGAAUGUCUUGAGGGGAUUUGCUCUGUAGAAGGCACGUGUGUAUUGCUUUUACCUUGCUUGGUGCCUUAGGUCAAAUAGAUUCGGUGGGUUUAUGAACAUGAUGCAAACUUGCGAAACCUGUUUGAUCGCAGGCUAAAGCAUGAUUAAAGUGGACACUACAAGCAGCAACCCUUUUUUCUGCCCCCAGCCAACCCUUGCUAACCUCCUGUGCAGAAUCGCAUCCCAGGCACUUCCAAGGCUGUUCUUGAACUGGUACCGCAGAGUCAGCUACUCUCACUCCUCGGUGCAAGUCUCAAAAUCCAGAGGCCUCCGAGUUUUGUGUGGGGCCUCAGUGAAUGUUCAAGGGAAGCAUCCUGCUUUCUCGGCACUCGCAGUCAGCAGGCAGCAGUAUUUACAAUGAAUUUGCACUCGCAGGGUAUUUGACGAUCUCUUGUCCAUUUGCUCUGCCUUUUCGGGCAGGGCGGAAGGGGAAAGAGCAGUGAUACAAAUCUGAAUGUAACGUUCCAGCUCACCGCCCCUGAGCUUGGCUGAUGUUCUUACCUCUGCCUGUAAAAAUACAGCUCUGAUGAUGAUAAAGCAUAAAGUGCUUCUUGUUUGGUUUUUGAUUCUGUCUUGGAAUGUUCCCAAUUGGUUGUAAGAAGGUCACAUCUCAGUAUUGAGACUGGCAAUUUAUCAUUACCACAGUUUCCGCUGGAAGCCGCUGUCUUCGUGCAGGCAGCCAAGCAGGGGAAUUGCUGAAGGUCCCAGCAAAUCUGGGACCAAAGGAGAGCUGUGGAGGAAGGUCAGGCCCCCUGGCGACCGAGGUCUGAGCUGAGGUGCAGGCUGGUGGGGACCGGGACUGCCUGGCAGGCUGGCGCUGCUGCUGCACCAAAGUCCUCGAAUGAGUGUGUGGUGCCUUUGCUCCAUUCUCAUAAAGGAAUUCAGGUGGCAUCAUUGCCAGCUCUUUGCCUUCCAGUACUGUCUUCCCAUCGAUGUUAUUUUUUCAGGUCUGAUUUGUGGCAAUUUUAUGAAACACUUAAAAUGCCAUUACAACCCCAGCUUUCCGCCAGGCACGUGGUGGGGGCUAGGCUGGGCCCCCACUGGCCGCACUAAAGAUCUGCCCACCACCCUACAUAGGAGCCAGGGCUUGAAAAGCAGUAUUUUAGCAUCGCCAUCUGAAGAGAAGCUGUAUUGUAUAAAGUUGUUUUAAUGUCAUUUGUAUACUGUUUUAUUUGUUUUUAACUGUAUUUAUGUAAAUUGAAAUGUUGUACUCCGCCCUGAGCCCGCCUGGCGGGGAGGGCGGACUAAAAAUCUAAUAUAAUAAAUAAAUAAUUAAUAAACUUAA
Messenger RNA from Eublepharis macularius, 5088 nucleotides. RefSeq names its product methionine sulfoxide reductase B1 (gene MSRB1). The record is from RefSeq and is a predicted model, not a curated record. The transcript is spliced from 4 exons. Lineage: Eukaryota; Metazoa; Chordata; Lepidosauria; Squamata; Eublepharidae. Gene Ontology annotation, molecular function: peptide-methionine (R)-S-oxide reductase activity.